Messenger RNA from Haliotis rufescens (red abalone), 5283 nucleotides. Its product is annotated as uridylate-specific endoribonuclease B-like. Lineage: Eukaryota; Metazoa; Mollusca; Gastropoda; Lepetellida; Haliotidae. Gene Ontology annotation, molecular function: RNA endonuclease activity. The record is from RefSeq and is a predicted model, not a curated record. The transcript is spliced from 6 exons. Bases 86 to 949 code for a protein of 287 amino acids.
GGUGCAUGGAGUUUGCUGUGACCCCGUAGUGCACCGAGGUGGCAAGGGAAACGGAAGCAGCGAAGCGGAACACACCUGCAGCAACAUGGCUUACUACCAAGACGAUAGCGCGUUUGAAGCAGAUGGUGACCUAUCUGACGCGAUAUCCAAGCUAUGGGAAUUGGAUGAUAACAAGUGUUACCCAGGGCAACAGUAUGAGGUCGACCUGCAGGGAUAUGUUACAAGUAGUCGCCGUGUGAACAAGGACUUUGCCCGGGACAAGCUGAUCUCAUGGUUUGAUGAAGAAGAAAUUUUCUCAAGACCAACAUACAAAGCCUUCAAGGACCUGCUGGACAACUAUGAGCUGGAGCGUGGGGAGGUGGAGGUUGUGACGUGGGAGGAGCGCAAGGAGAACUGGGAGUUCCUGAGUCUCAUCGUGGAGACUCCGGUCAUGCAGGAGGCCCAGAGGAUCCUUGUGGAGAGGGGCAAGGCUCCAGAAGAUACCGAAGACUUCAAGAAGCUCCUCCAUGACAUCUGGUUCAAGAUGUACCACAGGAGGGGGGGAAGAGGUCCUGACUCCUGCAGCUUUGAGCAUGUGUUUGUUGGGGAAGGCCGAGGUGACGAGUUCAUCGGCCUGCACAACUGGUUACAGUUCUAUCUUCAAGAGAAGGCUGGCAACAUCAACUACCACGGUUUCUUCAGGAGGGAGACGCUGACGGAUGACGAAAUCCCACGCCUUAUAGCGCUCCAGUUCUCCUGGAAGGGGAUCAAGAGUAAGCCGAUGUGCAGUUGUUUCCUGGGCACCAGUCCAGAGUUUGAGAUCGCGGUGUACACCAUGUGUCUGCUCCUGGACAAGGACGGCAAGACGGAUUGCCAGAUGGGCGAGUACGAGGUCGAGAUCGUUGUCCACUCUCACGGCUUCAAGAAGAAGCUUGGAACUGCAUACAUCGCUGCCGCACGCUUGUACUAGCAUGACUAAAGUCGGGUACAGUGACAAUAUGUUGCCUAACAAAUGAGAUGCUGUAUUCUUCAGAUUACACAAUCAUAGCAGCAGAUAUGUCAGUUCCUACAAUCAAAUUUUCUUAUAGCCGAGACCUCAUUUAGUCAUUAUUUCAUUUUGACAAAGACAAUAGUUUUGUUAUCAGAAUAAAGCUUAUAAUUGUAACAUUAUCAUUUGAAUUAUUAAUUAUACCUUUUUCUGUCAAACUGUUAAUGGAAAGUAAAGAUUUUAAGAUUGAAGUUAUUUUGGCAACAUCUGUAAAAUUUUCGUUUAGUGGAGAUCUCAAUGUACUAUUAUAGUUAGAUAGAGAAUGGCUUAUGUUAUCUGAAUAUAUCACUUAAAAUUGAUAUUUGCGUUGAAAUAUUAAUACGUAGUUGCAUUUUGAAAUGAUAUCUCCAACAUUUGUCAAGGAGGAUUUGUCAAUAUUUUAUGUAAUAUUGAAACUUUUGAAGUAGUUUAAUGGUUGUGUGUUAUCUCCCUUCACUUAACAUAAAUGUCUAAGCCUCAGGAAUUCUGCCAUAAUAAUACUCAUGGAAUGGUCCCCAUGUUUGAAUCUGUCCAUAUUUCUACAUGAUCAUAAUGUCCAAUCUCACUCAAAUCUGAGGACAUCCUAUUACAGGUCUUGUCAGAACAACCUUUCAACUGACCAAUCAGAGUGUUGCUUACGAGAUCACAAAAGUGGAAGACCGAAUGUAUUUUCCACCUCGGAAACUUGAACAAGAGGCAUUCCAAAUGACAGUUACAGGCUGUAUGAAUGAUUUCAAAUGCCACACAUUGUCUAUAUAUCACUUCAAUGAGAUAAACAUUUUAAAAGAAAGAGACUAUGACUAGUCAAGUACUGCCAUAAAACUUGGCCAUCUAUUAGACAUUCCAGAAUUUUCUUUUGUUCAGUUUUCAAAUUUUAAAUCAACAACUUUGUCAAAACAUGACAUGGAAUGGAAAUGCCAUUUUGAACUAGUGCCGUAAAGCUCGAGAAAGCUGCUUUCUGAUUGGCUAAUGUCAACAUCCUGGUCAGUCAAAGUUUGCGAAAGGUAUUUCUGAUCUGACCUGUAAUGAUAACCUCAGAUCUUUGGUGCAACGAACACCAAGAUUUGAUUUUAAUGAGAUUGUCAUAAUGUCAGAAUGUCACACACAACGUUUAGUGGAGAAGUUUGAAUAUUUGUUUGUUUAUUUUCUAGUCGUAUACUAAACAAACAGGGUAAUAUAUCAAGUACCCAGUAAUUCUAUUGUAUUUCAUAUCUAUGGUAUUAACAUAUUGUAUGGGCUAUUAUAUCAGACAUGUUUUUAUAUAUGUCUUGUAAACAUGAAUCUCGGGCAUCUACAUCGGACUCCAUAUGGAAGCCGGUUUAAACCAUUGAUGGCUUCUGCCUGUUGUUUGAUAUAUCUUGUACUUCUAAGCCAGUGUUUCCUGAACAGUUUUGUGUUGUAGUUUGACUGUAUUUAUAGAUGACCUGCUUUAUGCUUGCCUUUGUUUGAGUUGCUUAGUAAAUAGCGUAAGCUUGCCCCACUGGUGGUCCAGGUUUGAAUCCUGUGGUUGGCCAAAAUGUCUGUUUCUGCUCUGUAUGGGCAUACAGCUUCAAACUCAUACAAACUUUAUUGUUUCCAGUUGUUAUUCGAUUUCUAACAUUUUUGGUGGGAUGGACUUCAAAGGCAAGGGAAUGAAAUAAUUGUAGGCAAACAUAAUUUAAUAACCUACAGCUCAUGAGCAUGUAGCAUUCAUAUAACUGUUGACUCUUGGUUGAAGCAUAAUCAGCACUGCUUGAAGCACUCAUAAAAUCUUCAACAUCAGCGAGUAUCUCCAUACAGUAAGCAGAUAGCCCUUGUGUCUCUCAUUUGUUGACGGUUGUGUUUAAGAUAGAAAACUUACAAUUCAAUAUUAUACCCACAAAUAGCACCAGUCACUUGCUAAAAAUCAAGUCACAGUUGAUUUGUUUGUGAAGAUCUGAUGGCUUUUUGUCUGUUUUUCACCAUUACAUUUUUAUUAUGCUAAUUGAUUAACAUUUGUCAGUGAAAAUGGUGGUAAUGUUUAUAGAAAAAUCGGUCCAGUCUCAAAUGUUUUGUAUACAUUUUCUAUUGUUUAAUGUGCAAUACCAUGUUGAUUACAUUUUAUAUAACAUGUAUGUUCAGUUAAUACAGGACUAAGAACACUGAUAUUUCCAGCAAAUUCAGAAGAAUAAAUAUAACCAGUAACUUACAUAUAAGUUCAAAUAAAAUUGAUGUUUUUUUGCUAUUUAUACAAACUAAGAUAUAAUUUUGCUAAAAUGUUAAGAGUGGUUGGAUGCAGCCAUUAAAUCAGCUGUUUCAGUGGUGAUUAUUGUGAUUUGAAACCUCUGACUGACAUAUCUGAGUAUUUCCUAAAGCUUCGCUAGAAUUCUGACUGUGUUGCUUGCUACUGAUCGAUAGUUAACAGUGCUCAGCCAUUCUACAAGUUUUGCCAGAUGCUUUAUCAGAUCCUCAUACUUAUUUUACAUGCAUUUUAAUCCAAAUGCAUGUUAAUGCAAGAUAUUGUUUUUAUUGAUCACUUGGUCUGGUCAGAUUUACCCCCUAAUUGAAGGGGAAUCAUAAAUUAAAAAAAUUGUCUUUUCUAUCUUGAGUGUUACUUCCCCACUCAUAUUGAACUGCUUUGAAUUUAAAAAAAAACUAAAAUAAGAUUACAGACAGAGCUCGAAGAAAAGAAAGAAAAUUGUACAAAAUCCACAUUUGUAAACCAAGUAAAAAAUAAAACAUCUAAGAUUGGCAAGAAAAUGUUUUACCAUACUUCAACGUUUCAUCCAUAUCUAUAUAAAUAGUCACAAGGGCCUGGCUAACUUCAUACUUGGAGUGAGGGGCGGUCGGGUAGCCUAGUGGUUAAAGCGUUCGCUCGUCACGCCGAAGACCAGGGUUUGAUUCCCGACAUGGGUACAAUGUGUGAAGCCCAUUUCUGGUGUCCCCCGCCGUGAUAUUGCUGGAAUAUUGCUAAAAGCGGCGUAAAACCAUACUCACUCACUCACUCAUACUUGGAGUGACUGACCAGUAGAGGUCACAUGGUACUAUAGCGCCAUGGUUGAAUCUAGUCUCCAGAAGUUGAAUUGUGUUUGGUUGAGAAUUCAGUUGUUUAGUAUGUUACAUGAUCUGAAGAACACAAACAGGUGACUUAGAAUUAGGGGACUCAAGAAUUAUGCAAGCUUUUGUGCCAUAUAUUUAUUAUUAGACGUAGAUUCAGCAAUUACUUUUUUAGCGUGCCAUCACAGUAACCUAUAGGUAUUAUUUACAACUACAGGUGAGAUAUCACUGUAAGGUAUUGGUCAUUUAGUAUUGUACUUAUCACAGUAUGGUUUGAUUUAUGGCUUGUUAUGUUUGAUGCUUUAUUAUCUGUUCUUUUUUUGUUUUGCAAAACCACAUUAGAAUAAUUAAUGGCAGCUUUUAAAUUUUGUAGAUAGGAUGUUUUGAAAUAGUUCUCAGGUCUAGACAGGCACUUUUCACUGUUUUGUUUGUGCAUUGCCAUUAAUCUGUCGGAGUUAUCUCCCCUGGUCUUUCAGUCUGAAAUGAUGGAUCAUAGUGCACGCUUUAUGCUGAUUGGCUAAAAUAUUGCUCAGGCAGCAGAAAAGUCAUGUUGACUCCAUGUUUUCUCAGAUAUUGCUUUGUAGUAGUGUCAUACUAGAAGAGGUUUUGGUUCAGGGCUUACUUGUACACAGCAAUUGGACAUGACGGUUGUGGCACCUAUACUGUAACAUAGAUUUACAAUAGAUGGGCAAAGAUCACUUCGUGCAUUUUGGUCAUGGUCACAAUUCACAUUGAUUUAGUUUUUUGCAAGAUAGAUGCACACUAUUUGAAGUCAUACCCUCUCAUUACAAUUAAGUGAAGCAAAACUACCCGGUAGUACAGUCUUUUACCAGUAUCAAAUCUAAUCUUAGAUAUAUCAUUGCUCAGUGGUGAAUGACCAGCGAUUUACUAUUCUGGAGGUCUGGAAUAUUUAUUUCGAACGCAUCCAGAAUGUCCAGUGAACAAUUGGUAUAUUUGCCUGAUGCAAAUUAUGAUUCUCCAAUUUUUUCUGGAUAAAACUGCUUAAUUUUUGUUAAAAAAUGGUUGUUAAAGAUAUACAGAAGGUGCUGACAUAGAGCAGUGCUCUGAGGGCCUGCAAUGUUGACUGCAAUAAUGCCAUAUUUGCCAUCAAUGCCUUUAUACUUUACAUGAUAUGACUGUUCAUGACAGGGUUCACCUUUACAAUUCAGAUGAAUAUGUUAGAUUCUAGGCACUAUAAUUCUUUACUACUUUAUGUAUUUCUGUGAUUAUUCUUGCAAGAAAUAAAAUCCUACACCUAGUUA